Molecule: messenger RNA, 2461 nt
Organism: Drosophila subobscura
Lineage: Eukaryota; Metazoa; Arthropoda; Insecta; Diptera; Drosophilidae
Product: nose resistant to fluoxetine protein 6
Exons: 8
Coding region: 417-2429 (670 amino acids)
Molecular function (GO): acyltransferase activity, transferring groups other than amino-acyl groups
Source: RefSeq, a predicted model, not a curated record
UAAGUGGCUCUGACCGGCGGUUCGGUUUGCUUUCAUUUCGGUCUUCAGUGUUCAGUGUUCAGUGUUCGGUGUUCAGUCGCAAUCCAAAAGCUAUCAGUGGCCGUGUGCAUUUCCUAACAUUGACAUUGGCCAGACCAUACCGCUGCUCUGUGCGUGCAUCUGCUUUGUUUUACUUCAUUUAUUUCGGAUCGGUUCGGAUCGGAUCGGAUCGCAGGCGUUGAUGAAAUUUCGUCUUCUUAUUGUUAUUAGUGCUGCUGCUGCAUUUUGAGCCCACGGCAAUUUUCGUUGGCGUGGGGUGACGAAAGUGCAAAGAGUCGCCCGAGUUUCCAUUAAUUAGAGAGUGUUUAUUACGAUUAUUGAUUGGAUUGAUUGGAGCUUGAAGCUUGCAGCUUGAAGCUUGCAGCCUGCAGCCCACCAUGUUGCUACAGAUCGUGGCUUUAGCGGCGAUUUUAACGACUGCGCAAUGUUUCCAAUUGAACAUGACGCAGUUCUAUGAGAUGCCGCAGCUGUACGACUUGGAUGACUACGACCGCUGCAUGCAGGAACUGGAUGGGCAGACCUCCACUUAUUGCUUCGUCCGCGCCCAAGUCCAGCCGAAUGAGUCGGUGGCCGCUUGGCGGGCCAUCGCCGAGAUUUCGCGCUACGAUCGCCACCACUUUGACCAUCGCCAGCUGUACUUUGGCCUCUGCCUGAGGGAAUGCGAGGCCGCCCUGGCCGAGCUGGAUGACACCGAGCUGGAGUCGCUGCAGGCGGGUCUGCUCUCGGACAAUGAAAAGGUGAAUGUGUAUCUGGGACUGUUUGCCAUGGAGUCGCAGAACCGGGAGCAACAUCAGCGGCUGACGAGCGCCUGCCUCAACUGGCGGCUGAAGCAGCGAGGAUUCAAUCUGCGCGCCAAGAGCGUGGUGGAGUACUGCGACGAGGCGGGACAUGUGGUGCAGGAUGAUACCUGGAACUUGACUUUCUAUGGCAUACUGUUCGGUCUGCUGGUUCUUGCUUGCCUGGGCAGCCUCGCGGACCUACUGCUGAAGCGGCGGCGUCACGACAAGAUGCUCAAGGAGCGCGAUCACUACAAGACACCGCCCAAGAGCCUCGUCCAGCAGCUGCUGCUCACCUUUUCGGUGGCGCGUAACUGGUAUCGGCUCAACCAGGAGCCCAACGGCAAGAUCGGACGCGAGCUGCGCUUCCUCGACUGCUUCAAGUUCUUCUCCAUGUUCAUGGUGAUCUUCGCGCACACCAAUUGGGUGAUCUACGAGAGCGCCAUCAGCAAUCCGCAGGAUCCCGAGCGCCUGCUGCACACGGCCGCGGGCACGCUGCUCGUCUCCGGCUCCCUCAUCACCGUCACUUUCUUUGUGAUCAGCGGCCUGCUGCUCACCAUCAACUGGCUGGCGGUGGCGCGCACUGUGCAGGCCAAGGCAGAGUCCUGGUCCUUCCUGCAGUACGCCGUGCUCUUUGUCAAGUUCAACGUCUUCCGCUACAUUCGCCUGACGGUGCCCUACGCCUUUGUCCUGCUGCUCAGCGGCGUGUACUUCGACAAUGCCGGCGGUCCGCUCUGGCGGCACAUCUACGAGCGGGAGCAGCUGGCCUGCCGUCGCAACUGGUGGACCAAUCUGCUGUACAUCAACAACUUUGUGCGGACAGACGAGCGCUGUCUGCUCCAGGGCUGGUAUCUGGCCGCGGACACGCAAUCCUUUGUGCUCAGCCUGGUGCUGCUGAUGCUGGGCCAUCGCUUUGCCAAAUGGAGCAAGCAGCUGUACGCCGUCAUCCUGGCGAUCUUUAUGGCUCUGCCCAUGCUGCUCACGUACGCCCUGGACUACUAUCCCAUCUUUGUGCCCACGCCGCAAACCCAAAAGGACUCGUUCAUUGGGGAUCGCCAGUUCACGGAGUUCUACACCUCGUCGCUGAUGAACUUUGGCUGUUACUUCUGCGGCGUUCUGGCCGCCUUGGCCUACGACCAGCUGGCCCUGCAGCAAUACAAAUUGCGGGAGUUGCGCAGCUUCCAGCUGCUGUGGUUCGCCCUCAUUCCGGUGGGCAUCCUCUGGCUGUUCAGCGCUCAUCCCAUAUUCCAGCACUACUAUGUCGCACCGUCGGCCAUCUGGGGCGCCAUAUACGCGGGUCUGCAGCGCAAUCUCUGGGCCUUUGGUCUGAGCAUCUUUAUUGUGGGCAUGGCCGGGAAGGUGGGCUGGAUCUUCCGCAAAUUCUGCUGUCUGCCCAUCUUUCGGAUACUGGGACGCCUUACCUAUGGCGCAUUCAUCGUCCAUCUGCUGGUGGCGCGCAUCGUUCUGGCCACCGUGCGGGAGCCCAUCUACUUUGGCACGGGCAUGAUGUUUGCCUUCAUCUUCUUCACGGUGACGGUGUCGUAUCUGUGCUCCUUCCUGCUGGCCAUCUUCCUGGAGCUGCCCGUCUCCUCCCUCCUGAAGCUGGUGCGAUAGCAGGCAGCACUCGGUCGUAGCUUUACUUGUAG